CAGUGGCCGCUUAACGCUGAGCCUUAGUGGAGGCAGUGGGGUAUAAUAGGUUCUGUCCACUGCGUGGCAGCACAGGAGGGCCAUCAUACCGAAUCGACAUGGGCAAACCCGUCGCUCCUCCGGGCCCAGCUGCGUCGUGCGUCAGAGAUGUCUCUGGCCACAUGCUGCAAACGAGAUGGGCAGCAGGGCAGGUUCGUGCGUAGGUGCGUCUGGUGGUCGAAUCUGGUCAAGCUGGCUUCCGUUCCCCCAUCCCCAGUUUGAGCAAUUCACCCCUGCCAGACCUGCCAGACCCUGGUCUUGCAGCACACCAACACUCGAGGGCGAGCACAGUCCACCAAAGCCGCUGGAUCGCCGGUGCUGCGGACAUGAACACGGACACAUGCCAGAACGCUCGCCGCGGGUUAGACUGGCAAUCAAAAAACCAUAUUGGCUGAUCGGUGCCAUCCCGACCCUAUAUGCGGCCGCCUUAAGAAGGGUGGUGUACCGAUGCCGGCUCAACAAGUACCUCCAAGUACCUGCCCGUACCCAAGACCCACCCACCACUAUAGCAUGGCCCGUUUCCCGUUGCUGAGCGAUCAAGGACACCCCGGGAUGGUGAUUGGCGAACCCAGCCCGCUCAAACUGCGUCCGUUGGCACACGAGCCGCUUGCAACACGGGACCUGGCAGUCUC
Molecule: messenger RNA, 671 nt
Organism: Bipolaris sorokiniana ND90Pr
Lineage: Eukaryota; Fungi; Ascomycota; Dothideomycetes; Pleosporales; Pleosporaceae
Exons: 1
Coding region: 176-571 (131 amino acids)
Source: RefSeq, a predicted model, not a curated record